AACAAAAACUUUUCCCGCUUUCAGUUCGCCAGUGAACGCAGAACGUGCCAGACCCAAAAGUUCAGUUUCGAGAGCGGAUAUCCCGGGCAAACACUGAACGGAAAUCCAUUUGGUUGUAAAUUCAAAUCCAGCAACGAAAAUAAACAAACGAAGGCGUACUCAAAUCGUGUGCGGCGAGAGAAGUCAAAAGGUCCACAAACAUGGGCUGUGCCACGACCAGCGUUAAGAUCACCUCCAUCGUUCUGAAUGCCAUUUUAGGGCUUCUGGCGAUUGGGGCUAUAGGCUGGAUAGCCUAUAAUGCGGACACGGAGACCGAAGAAUUCGUCAUUGCCGCCUACAUAGCGUGCUCGGUCAUCCUUCUGUUCGCCUUGCUUGGAAUCUUCGCGGCCAUCCGGGAAUCGGUGGCACUGACAGCGACGAGUGCCGUGUUCCUGCUGAUCCUGGCCAUCCCGCAGAUCGUGAGCACCUGCCUGUUCCUCCACCAGUACGACGUGAAGAGCGGCCAGGAAGCGGUGGAGGUGGCCUGGCAGGCCAACAACAUGGAUGCACUGCAGCAGAAGCACGAGUGCUGCGGCAAGAACAGUGCCCAGGACUACGUCCACCUCAGCCAGCUGAUCCCACCCAGCUGCUACGCUGAUCUGCAGCAGACGACCGAUCAUCUGUACGUGGAUGGGUGCAUCGAAAAGCUGCAGAGCUUCUAUGAGGCUGACAAGCAGCGCUUCAUCAUAGUGUCCUGGGUGCUAGUGGCCUUCGAGUUGAUUUGCUUCGCCUUGGCCGUGUUUCUGGCAAUUAGUUUUAAGAACAAGCAGCGACGCAUGGAGUUUUAGGACAGUAGGACGUUCAACCUGAACCCGUAGUACAACUGAACUUGGGGUUACGCUGGUAAAUCUCGCUUCGACAUUUCAUAACCAAAAAUAAUGGGCAGUCAUAAAUUAUUCACUCAUACCUUUAACUUACCUGUAAUUAAAGUACAUAUUUAUAGUUCAAUUACACUUUAUAAGUAUCAUAAUAAAUGUGCCCCAUGUUUGUUUUCACAUGA
This is a messenger RNA of Drosophila elegans, 1039 nucleotides long. Its product is annotated as protein late bloomer. Bases 201 to 827 code for a protein of 208 amino acids. The record is from RefSeq and is a predicted model, not a curated record. NCBI's taxonomy places the organism in Eukaryota, Metazoa, Arthropoda, Insecta, Diptera, Drosophilidae. Gene Ontology annotation, cellular component: membrane. The transcript is spliced from 5 exons.